CCCAUUUCAGUGCAGAGAAAGUGCGAAAGUUCUACACGUUCUCACUAUUAUCGUCUAUCUACGUCGUUCUUGUUGCAUUCUAAAAAGACAACUAAGGUAGACUACUCAAAUAAUAACGACCGAAGAUGCAGAAGUACAGUGGUUCUUUGACCAUUAAUGGCAAUCUCGGCUCCUCGACUUGGGACAAAACCAGCAUUAAACUGGUGGGGACAGAUGGGACGAGUGAACAGGCAAAUCUCCGAAAUAAAAUCUUAGGAAAAGUCACAGUAAGUUCAACAUUUAUAUUUGAUGUUUCGGUAUUAAUAUUUGAAAAAUUUAAUAAAAGCUCAAUCAAUGCAAUUGGGCAAUUAGUGGCUAUAUUCCACGAUACUAAUGGUCGUGAAAUCUCAUGCUAGUAAACAUGUCACACUGUGUAUCACACUUCUCUCUCCCAUUCUUGGACAUGGAUUUACUUAAAUGGUUGCGGUCAUUGUUUUCUACGUAGAAAUUGAGAUGGACUGCCCAAUGUCCAUUGGCAAACUGGUACUGAUUGAGCUGAAAAAAAAACAACGUCUUAAGCCAGAAGCCUGGUUCCCUGCCAAGGUGCAAGUCAAGUCGCCAAAAGGAGAGACCUUUCAGUUCCCCAUCUAUCGCUGGAUCGACGACGAUCAGGUUCAUCUGUUCAGAGAGGGCACAGCUAAGCCAGGAUUUGUACCAGAAACCCAACCGGAGAUUGAUAGAUAUAGCAGGAAGGAUGAGUUGGAUGAAAGAAGCGUACAGUAUGACUGGAGCGUUGCAGAGGGGAUUCCUGACUUUAUGAAGGUGGAGCUGGAUGCAAACGGUGUUGAGGAUGUUGAUUCUCUGCCUGAUGAGGUCCGUUUCUCCUUCACCAAGAAAACUGUGCUCCUUUUUAACAUUGGACGAGGGAUCACGGUGUUGACACUCCAAGGAUAUGUAUGUUCUACAGAACAGUGGGAAAGCAUUGACGAAAUCAGCAAGGUCUUCAGCUGCAAACAAACUCCAAUAUCUGAACAUGUCCAGAAGAACUGGAAGGAGGAUUCUCUUUUUGGCUACCAGUUUCUAAAUGGUGUCAACCCAAUGGUGAUCCGUCGUUGUUCGGAGUUGCCUGAAAACCUUCAAGUCACCGAUGCCACGGUGUUCCUCCGCGGUGGGAGGAGCCUAGCAGAUGAGAUGAAGAGGGGCAACAUAUUCCUGUGUGACUACAAAGUCUUGGAUGGAUUGAAAGCCAACAUGGUUAAUGGCAAGCAGCAGUACCUGAUGGCCCCACUCAUCCUGCUCCACAAAACCCCUGAGGAUCAGCUGCUGCCCAUAGCUAUCCAGUUGAAGCAGGAACCAUCAGAGGACAACCCAAUUUUUGUUCCUGCCGACUCAGAGUACGACUGGUUGUUGGCCAAGUUGUUUGUCAGAAGUGCAGAUUUCCAGGAUCACCAGCUUAACUCCCACUUGCUCCGCACUCAUCUUCUGGCAGAAGUAUUUUCUGUCGCCCUACUGCGUAAACUUCCCAUGGUACAUCCAGUGUUCAAGCUCCUGGUUCCCCACACUCGCUACUCCCUCCAGAUCAACUUCCAAGGCCGGAAGCAGCUCUUAGGAGAAGGUGGAUUUUUCCCAAAGUUCACCGCUUCUGGCAAAGAGGGUGCAGAUAUAAUCCUGCAACGAGCCACAUCAUCUAUAACCUACACCUCGCUUUGCAUUCGGGACGACAUCAAGGAGAGAGGGCUGGAGUCUGUGCCCAACUUCUACUACAGAGACGAUGGCUUCCAGAUUUUGGACAUCAUCAACAGGUUUGUUGAGGGAGUUCUUGGCUACUACUACAAAGAAGACUCUGAUGUCCAGCGGGACACAGAGCUACAGACCUGGGUUCUGGACAUCUUCAAACACGGAUUCAAUUCACGGCCAGAAUCUGGAAUGCCGAAAGGAUUGCGCACUGUAGCUGAGCUGGUGAAAUUCGUCUCCAUGGUGAUAUUCACCACUUCUGCCCAGCAUGCUGCAGUCAACAGUGGCCAGUUUGACUACGGCGGAUGGAUGCCCAACACUCCACCGACCCUACAGCGCCCCCCGCCGGCCAUCAAGGGAACUGCAGAUGAAAGAUCUCUCCUGGAUGCUCUCCCUGACAUCAACGCCACCGUUCAAGGCGUGAAUAUCAUGUGGGUGCUCAGCAAGACGCCCAGCGAUUUUGUGCCCCUUGGCCACUACCCUGAAGAGUAUUUCUCUGAAAGAGUUCCACACCAGCACAUGCAGCUCUUUAAAGGGGAAGUUGAACUUUUAAGUUCAAAGAUUGAAAUCAGAAACUUGGGUCUGAAAAUCCCGUACACGUUUCUGGACCCAGCGUUGCUGGAGAAUAGUGUAGCAAUCUGAUAGCAUGAGCUAUGGGGGGAAGGAGGAGGCUCUGGUGGUCCUGAAGGUGGACUCCCAGCUGAAGGUUUGGGUUCAAACUCCAUUGUCUACACGGUCUGCUGCCUACAAUACAAUAUCAAUUAUUCAAAAAAAAAAAAAACAUUAAAAUCGUAAUCAUUUAAUUCUCAAAUCUUUAGA
Molecule: messenger RNA, 2532 nt
Organism: Gadus chalcogrammus (walleye pollock)
Lineage: Eukaryota; Metazoa; Chordata; Actinopteri; Gadiformes; Gadidae
Product: polyunsaturated fatty acid lipoxygenase ALOX15B-like
Exons: 13
Coding region: 457-2355 (632 amino acids)
Biological process (GO): linoleic acid metabolic process; lipid oxidation
Molecular function (GO): iron ion binding; oxidoreductase activity, acting on single donors with incorporation of molecular oxygen, incorporation of two atoms of oxygen; protein binding
Source: RefSeq, a predicted model, not a curated record